Drosophila obscura is the source of this 790-nucleotide messenger RNA. RefSeq lists its product as uncharacterized. The record is from RefSeq and is a predicted model, not a curated record. The transcript has 3 exons. The coding region runs from base 106 to 741 and encodes 211 amino acids. Lineage: Eukaryota; Metazoa; Arthropoda; Insecta; Diptera; Drosophilidae.
ACAAAAAAAAAAUAUACACCAUCUGACUUUUCCAGUCACAGGAAAUUUAAAAGGCCCCCUUUUUUUUUGUUGUUCCCCUAUUUGAUUUAUAUUUCUUGCAAAAUUAUGGAGGCAUUGCGCAAACGGAUCUCGGGCCUCUUCUUCAAGGCCGAGCCAUCGAAUCCUGAGGAGCCAAAUCCCAAAGAAAUCCUAGAGUUCGUGGAGAAGCAACAGCGAGAGGAACGCGAGAAAUCCUUGGAUGAAACAGGCUUCGCUAUGGAUCAGAUCAAAUCUCUGCCUAAUCGUGAAACCCCCAGAGAUUCCCUGGAACCAUUAGCUUCCGAGGAGAAUCCUUCGGAGGAGGGUUUCCAUUUGGGGCGUUUCUUGUGGCCGCGUGAACCCAGGGCAUCCAGCUCGGAUGCCAUCGACUACAAUCUGGAGUUUGUGCACUUUGUGGAGAAAAAUUCGCCCAAGGGCUUUCCACAGAAACUCAACGAUAUGCUGCCAUAUAUGGGCGCGGGUUUCGUUGCCUGGCCAUCCUAUUGGAUGUGGCGUGGCUUCCAGUGGCAGCACAAAAAGCAAACGGAACGGAUUGGAUUUUAUAUACAAAGGACCUACCAACAGGCGAAACUCAUUCAGGUGGCCAUUCUGGCCACAGGUCUCAUAAUGGCCUUCACGGGUCACCAUUCCGGGAACAUACUAAAGGUCCACGAUGUCGACUAUAAGGGCAAGAACAACCAGGACGUCGCAGACUCGGGCUAGAACCACACUACAAAUAAUUAUGGGGCUUUGGAGCUAUUUUGGGAGUUUG